CAAUUACAUCAGAUCGCUAACGCCAUCUAACGGAAAUGAAGUUAACUUUUCGAUUGUCAUUUAGUGGGGAUGAAAUUGUUUGAGCGCCGUUUGUUUUGGUACGGUGUUUUGAGCACGGACGCGUUUUAAAGUUUUUCCUAUUUAGCCGGCCGGUCGAUUGUGAUUGUAGUAAAAUAUUAUUUGAUUAUUCGCGUUGUGCAGUUUAGACGAUGGCGCCACAAGACGAAAAUCAAUCGCAGGAUAAACCCGUCUUGAAGGGAGCGAUUACGAUUUCGCAAAUAAACGCGGACGAAAUAACAUUCCUUGCGAACCGAUUUUGGGCACCGGAUACGGCAAACGCUCACGAGGCGUACAAUGCACAGAUCAUAGAAGAUAUCUACCGGAAAGAGAUAUGCGAUACGCGUCAUUCGUUGCGCCGGAUCAUGAUGCUGGAGUUUAGCCAGUACCUGGAAAAUUAUCUGUGGCCCAACUUUGACGGGCAAGGUGCAAGUCGUGCGCACCUAAUGUCGAUAGUGGCGAUGGUGAAUGAAAAGUUUCGUGAAAAGGUGGAAGUGUGGAAAGUGUUCGAAAAUAACGGUGAGCUGUUUGUGCAAUUUUUCCAGCGCGUGCUGGAAGCGUGCAUCGAAGAGUGUCCCGUGACACCGGCAACAAUGCGUGAACAGACGGCAUUGCUGGUGUUUUUGAAUCAUUGUUUUAACAGCAUGGAGGUGGAAAUAUGUCGCAACCAGGCAAAGCGGCUUGUCUCGCUAACUAUGUGGGCCUGUCUGCAGCCGAAGCGCCGCGAACAAGAGCUGAACCAGAUACCGGAAUGGCGCAAAUUUUGGAAAAAGCUCCAAAAAAAGGAUAAACCGGAGCAGAGCGAAAAGCUUCAAUGGGAGCGUCACUUUUUGCAAAAUUUAAUGAUCAAAUUUAUACGCAUUCUUGAGACCAUUCCGGUGGACGGUCCAGUAUGCGAGGAAACGGUACGAUACUGUGAAAGGUUCAUAGAGUUUUUAAUCGAUUUGGAAGCGCUAUUACCGACGAGAAGAUUCUUCAAUACCGUCAUGGACGACUGUCACGUUGUCGUACGUUGUUCCUUAUCGUCGUUGGUUCGUCGCGAAGAAGGCAAUCUUUUUUCUCAGCUGCUGGAUAUGCUUAAGUUCUACGCCCGCUUCGAGAUAAACGAUAAAACGGGGGAUCCACUGACUGACCACGAUAUGACACAACUGCACUACGCCAAAAUCAAAUCCCUCCAGAAGGCAGCAUUCGCCAAGUUCCCCAAUCUGCGUCUGUUUGCGCUGUCUAACGUAGCGAACGUUGAUACGCGUGAAUCGCUCGAGAAGCACUUUGGUGCACUGGAUUGUGCCAGCUUGCGGGAAAUUGCCUGCUAUCUAAAUCUGGUCCCGGAGAAGCUGCAGGCCCCGUUCGAGUGGCACCGGACGGAUGAAACGUUCCUGCGGGAGCUACUAAUCUCGCGGCACGAACGACGCGUGUCUCAGCUGGAGUCAUUGAACGAGAUGCCCCUCUAUCCGACCGAGGAUGUCAUCUGGAACGAAAACAUCGUCCCGACAGAGUUCUACUCGGGUGAAGGGUGUUUGGCACUGCCGAAGCUGAACUUGCAGUUCCUAACGCUGCACGAUUAUCUGUUGCGAAACUUUAAUCUCUUUCGACUGGAGUCGACGUAUGAAAUCCGGCAAGAUAUUGAAGAUGCCGUCAGUCGAAUGCUGCCCUGGAAAUCGGAGGAUGGAGACGUUGUGUUUGGCGGUUGGGCCCGUAUGGCUCUUCCCAUCCAGUCGUUCGCUGUAGUGGAAGUGUCCAAGCCACACAUUGGCGAAAAGAAACCGUCACGCGUACGGGCGGACGUCAGUGUAACGCUCAAUGUACGCAAGGAAGUGCAGGAAGAAUGGGAAAAUCUGCGCAAGCAUGAUGUAUGCUUUCUGGUGACGGUACGACCGACUCAACCGAUCGGUACCAAGUACGACUAUCGUGAGCACUUUGUACCACAGGUCGGAUUGGUGCAUGUGCGCGGUUGUGAGAUCGAGGGAAUGCUCGAUGCAAAUGGGCGCGUCAUUGAGGAUGGUAUUGAGCAACGACCGCAGCUGACUGGGGAACAACGAACGUUCCGCGUGUGGCUCGAUUCGAACCAGUAUCGGUUGGAUAUGGAUGCUACGUUACAGGCCGGUGCGGGCGAGGAAGACGAUGGCAAGGAGGAUGUGUACGAGGGAUUUAACAUUAUCAUGCGCCGCAAGCCGAAGGAAAACAACUUCAAGGCAGUGCUGGAAACGAUCCGACAUCUGAUGAAUACGGAGUGCGUCGUACCACCGUGGCUGCACGAUAUUCUGCUCGGAUACGGUGAUCCCGGUGCGGCUCACUACAGUCGCAUGCCGGAUCAGGCACGGGUGCUGGAUUUCAAUGACACCUUUCUGAACUACGAGCAUGUGGCGGGUAGUUUCCCGUCGUACGAGAUCGUGGCGGCGGAGCAGGAAGGAACUUCGACGCUUCAGCCACCGUUCCGGCUUACGUUUGAAGAUGUACCGAAGGAAAACGAUUCUGACUCAGAUACGGAAAGCAAAGAGCCCGAAGGUGAGCUACCAAAACGGAUUCGCGUGGAACCGUAUCGCAUACCGAGCCGUGGUCCGUACAAAUACAACGAGCCGAAGAAGAAUGCGAUCCGCUUUACACCGACACAGAUCGAGGCGAUCCGUGCGGGAAUGCAGCCAGGUUUAACGCUCGUAGUCGGUCCACCCGGUACGGGCAAAACGGAUGUUGCCGUGCAGAUAAUCUCCAACCUGUACCACAACCACCCGCAGCAGCGUACACUGAUUGUGACGCAUUCGAAUCAAGCGUUAAAUCAACUGUUCGAGAAGAUCAUGGCGCUCGACAUUGACGAGCGGCAUCUGUUGCGUUUGGGUCAUGGUGAGGAAUCGCUCGAAACGGAGAAAGAUUACAGCCGGUACGGUCGGGUGAAUUAUGUGCUUUCGAAGCGCAUUGAUUUGCUGGGACAGGUGCAACGGUUGCAAGAGUCGCUCGGUGUUAGUGGUGAUGUGGCAUACACUUGUGAAACGGCCGGUCACUUCUAUCUAUAUCACGUGGUGGCAAGGUGGGAGAAAUUUUUGAGCGAGUUCGAAUGUGAAGGUGGCACUAGUGUCGGUGCGGAAGGUAAUCCAGCACGGGAACAUUUCGAGCAACAGUUCCCGUUUGUACGGUUCUUCAAGGAUGCUCCGCAACCGUUGUUCGGUGGUGCGACUUACGAAGAGAACAUGUACAUUGCGCGCAGCUGCUUCCGAUACAUCUCGCACAUGUUCGCCGAGCUGGAGGAGUUCCGUGCAUUCGAGCUGCUGCGCAGUGGGCUGGAUCGCUCGAAGUAUUUGCUGGUGAAGGAGGCAAAGAUCAUCGCCAUGACGUGUACGCAUGCGGCACUCAAGCGGAAGGAGCUGGUCACUAUGGGCUUCAAGUACGAUAACAUCCUGAUGGAGGAGUCGGCACAGAUACUGGAGAUCGAGACGUUCAUUCCACUGUUGCUGCAGAACCCUAUGGAUGGGUACAAUCGGCUGAAGCGUUGGAUUAUGAUCGGUGAUCAUCACCAGCUGCCGCCCGUCAUUAAGAACAUGGCGUUCCAGAAGUACUCCAACAUGGAACAGUCGUUGUUUACGCGUCUGGUGCGCCUCGGUGUGCCAACGAUCGAUCUCGACGGACAGGGUCGUGCACGGUCGAGCAUUUGUGAGCUGUAUAAGUGGCGCUACAGUCGUCUGGGAGAUCUGGAGCACGUGCACAAAUGGCCCGAGUACUGUCGUGCCAAUGCCGGUUUCGCAUUCGAGUAUCAACUGAUCAACGUGGAGGACUUUAAUGGUGUGGGCGAAUCGGAACCGAAUCCGUACUUUUAUCAGAAUCUGGCCGAAGCAGAGUAUGUGGUGGCGGUGUUUAUGUACAUGCGGCUGCUUGGUUAUCCAGCGGAGAAGAUUUCCAUCCUCACCACGUACAACGGUCAGAAGCAUCUGAUCCGCGAUGUGAUUGAGUCGCGUUGCGCCACCAACCCGAUGUUUGGCAAACCGCAUAAAGUGACCACCGUCGACAAGUACCAGGGUCAGCAGAACGACUACAUACUGCUGUCCCUUGUGCGUACGAAAACUAUCGGUCACAUCCGGGACGUGCGUCGUCUCGUGGUGGCGAUGAGCCGUGCCCGUCUUGGGCUGUACAUUUUCGGACGUGUGGGUCUAUUUAAGAACUGCGUCGAAUUGCGACCAGCAUUCCGUUUACUUAUGAACCGACCGCUCGAGUUGCAGUUAAAACCGGCAGAGAAAUAUCCUGGCGAUCGUGUGCUCAACAUUGGCAGCAAUGCGUCCGAUCCAUCCUCGUCCGAAUCAUCGCUACGAUCGGUAAAGGAUAUGACGGAGAUGGCACAGUUCGUGUACCAAAUGUACAUGCAGCAGGUGAACGUUAUUCGCGAUGAAAUGGAAAAAAUGAAAACACUGUUCGAGAAGCAACGGCAGGAACAGCAGCAGGAAAAGAUGGAUGAACAAAUCAAGCAGGCCGAUGCGGAAGCGGAGGAAGCGGAAAAGCAACGUCUGGCGGAAGCGGUGGCAAAGAAAGAUUUUAAACCUACUCCAAUUCGUAACGAAAUAGGCGAUUUGGUUGAACCGAUGGAAACAGCACAACUGGUGGUGCCGCCGGUGCGUCGUGGUAAAAAACGGGGAACUGUAGAGGAAUCGGAAACUGUUCCACCAGCAUCAGCAACGGAAGAGACUGAGGUGGUGGCUACCGGUGAGGAUACGGAAAAGGAAGCAUUGGAUACGCCUGCCGAUGAACCGAUGUCAGAAGACAAGGAGAAAGAGGAUUAAUGAUGAGAAUAGUAGAAGCAAUAAGGCAACUUUUCAUUUAAAUGUCGCUCAAUGUACUUUGAUUCUUUGUAAUAGUAAAGCACGAUCUAACUAAUAA
Molecule: messenger RNA, 4914 nt
Organism: Anopheles funestus (African malaria mosquito)
Lineage: Eukaryota; Metazoa; Arthropoda; Insecta; Diptera; Culicidae
Product: RNA helicase aquarius
Exons: 5
Coding region: 210-4817 (1535 amino acids)
Biological process (GO): mRNA splicing, via spliceosome
Cellular component (GO): catalytic step 2 spliceosome
Molecular function (GO): helicase activity; mRNA binding
Source: RefSeq, a predicted model, not a curated record